UAGUUGCUUAGUUGGUUAUUGUGGUGGUUGGUUUUAAAUGACGAGCUGGUAUAUGGUGACUUGGAUUGUUGUCUGAUGUUGCGUUUUGGUUUUACCUGUUUGGUCUACAUUUUCUCAUUUAUAACAUUAUCUUGCUUAUAAAAAUAAAAAAUGUACACCCUACAUUCUUCUCUCCUCUCUCCUCUCUACUUCAAGCACAGUACACACACCCAUGGAGGAUGCCAUAGUUCUUUAUCCUUCUCCGGCCAUUGGCCACCUGAUCUCCAUGGUGGAGCUGGGAAAGCUUAUACUCAGCCAAAACCCUUCCUUCUCCAUCGAAAUCCUCAUCGCCACCGCACCUUACAACACUGGCUCCACCACUCCUUACAUCAACCGUGUAUCCGCUACCACUCCCAUCAACUUCCACCACCUCCCCACAGUUUCUCUCCCUCUCCAAUCCUCCUCUCCUCACCACGAAACUCUCGCCUUCGAUUUCCUCCGCCUCAACAACCCUCAUGUCCACCAAGCCCUCCUAUCCAUCUCCCAGAAUUUUACUGUCCAUGCCCUUAUCAUAGACGGGUUUUGUACCCCAGCUAUGUCUGUUGCAGCAGACCUCAAAAUCCCUGUUUAUUAUUUCCAAACUUCUGGUGCCUAUUGCCUUGCUACCUUCAUUUACCUGCCCACAAUCCAUCGAAACACAACCAAAAGUUUCAAAGAUCUGAACAACACUUAUCUUGAAAUCCCAGGGGUGCCACCAAUACUAGCCACUGACAUGCCAAAGCCGAUACUCGAUCGAACUGAGAAGGCCUAUGAAAAUGUUCUGAAUACAUCUAUCCACAUGCCAAAAUCAGCUGGAAUCAUUGUAAACACAUUUGAAUCACUUGAGUCUAGAGUCAUCAAAACAAUAUCGGAAGGCCUUUGUGUUACUGAUGGACCUACACCAACAAUUUAUUGCAUAGGACCGUUGAUUGCAACCUAUGACGGAGCUGGUGGUGGCGAUGGUGGCAAGCAUGAGUGUUUGAUGUGGCUCGACUCCCAACCGAGCCGAAGCGUAGUGUUUCUUUGUUUUGGUAGCUUAGGUUUGUUUUCAAAAGAGCAGCUGAAGGAGAUUGCAAUUGGGCUGGAGAGAAGUGGGCAUAGGUUCAUGUGGGUGGUGCGUAGUCCGCCUUCGGAGGACCAAAGCAGGCGUUUCUUGGCACCACCCGAGCCCGAUUUGGACUCCUUACUUCCUAAUGGCUUCUUGGAGGGGACAAGAGGGAGAGGGCUAGUAGUGAAGUCAUGGGCUCCCCAGGUGGCUGUGCUGAGUCAUGACUCGGUGGGCGGGUUCGUCACUCACUGCGGGUGGAAUUCUGUGCUGGAAGCGGUGUGUGCGGGACAACCAAUGGUGGCGUGGCCACUUUAUGCGGAGCAGAGGAUCAAUAGGGUGUUGUUGGUGGAGGAACUGAAGCUGGCCUUGCCGAUGACCGAAUCUGACUAUGGGUUUGUGAGUGCGGCCGAGGUGGAAAAGCGAGUCAGAGAGUUGAUGGACUCGGAGGAAGGGAAGUUGAUUAGGAAUCAAGCGGAGGCAAAGAGAAAGGAGGCGAGGGCUGCAAUGAGCGAAGGCGGGUCCUCACGUGCUGCAUUGGCUGAGUUGGUUCGGAAUUGGAAGGGCAGUAUGAGUUAACUCACACCUAGCCUUCACGGUUUGGUUGACCAUUGGUGAUCUGUAAUAAGUAAGGGUGCAUAACGGCCCGGGCCGGGCUGGCCCAGUCCCCGUUCUUGGGAGCCCUGGCCCGAGCCCGCAGGCUUUAAUUUUUAAUGGGCCGGGCCUAAAUGCAUUUUAGAGAUCCCAAGCCCGGCCCUUGGACUUGACAAGACGGGUGGGCUACUGGUUUAAAACGGGCUGGGCUACAGGCUUUUUAUUAUUAUUUUUUUUUUUUUGUAAAGUAAUCCAUUAUGCUACUGUUGCAUGAAUUUGAUAUGAAACACUCCACUAUAAAACAUAAGUCUACAAACCUUACUUUGUUUACUUGGACUUUAAAACUUAAUCAUGAAAAUUUAAAACAAUAAACUUAAGUCUUAUGUAAAAUCCUGUUACUUGAGUCUUAGAAAUUUUAAAACAGUUAACUUAUGUUCCAAAGACCAAACUAACUGAUGUUUGAAUCCAGUAAAAGAAUAUGGGCCAUGAAUAAAAAAUAAAAAAAAAAUGUU
Molecule: messenger RNA, 2169 nt
Organism: Cornus florida
Lineage: Eukaryota; Viridiplantae; Streptophyta; Magnoliopsida; Cornales; Cornaceae
Product: UDP-glycosyltransferase 88A1-like
Exons: 1
Coding region: 212-1642 (476 amino acids)
Molecular function (GO): UDP-glycosyltransferase activity
Source: RefSeq, a predicted model, not a curated record